Messenger RNA from Lytechinus variegatus (green sea urchin), 1722 nucleotides. Its product is annotated as glutathione gamma-glutamylcysteinyltransferase 2-like. Bases 288 to 968 code for a protein of 226 amino acids. Gene Ontology annotation, molecular function: glutathione gamma-glutamylcysteinyltransferase activity; metal ion binding. Gene Ontology annotation, biological process: response to metal ion; phytochelatin biosynthetic process. Lineage: Eukaryota; Metazoa; Echinodermata; Echinoidea; Temnopleuroida; Toxopneustidae. The transcript has 3 exons. The record is from RefSeq and is a predicted model, not a curated record.
GAAAAUGUACUUUGUCCCCUCCGAUAUAUGAACGUACAUUAGUAAGCCUAUUGCCUCAUUCUGUUUCGUGGACUUGUCGAACAUCCAACUACGUAACUACGGUAGCAGUGCAGUGUUUCCCCGAAGUGUUUCAUAAUAUUCGCUCUUCGCUAGAUUUGAGAAUGACGGCUUCUUAAAAUUAUACGGUUGAUUUUGGGUAUCAACAAAUUAAAAGACGUUUUCUCUAGGGGUCUCAAGCGUUUAGUCCAAUACUAUUCCAGGAAUUGCAAGUAGCUUUAAAGAACAAGAUGUUGGAUAUUAUCCCGAAAGUUUCACUCGAUUCUCCUGAAGGUCAAGCAUUAUUACGAGAAUCCUCCAUCAAGCAAACCUUGUUAAUUCGACUAUCCAACAAGCAGCUGAAAAAUGGAUUCUGUGGCCUCACAUCUGUUGCGCACAUCAUGAGCUUCCACGCCCUCGCACUGAAAUACCCUGAUCCUUCGUUGCACGACCAUUGCGACGUUUCCGAUAUCCGCUACACCGAAGUCAACAUCUUUGACCACGAGGAGACAAAGUCAGUGCUCGGAACUGCAGAAUAUUUUGAUAAGAGAUUUCAAGGUGCGAGUCUCACUGAGAUUGAACUGUUGUUGAAGUUGCACGGACUUUCAGUCGUCACGAAACUCGGGAAUGAAAGCGACGCCGAGGAAUUCCGUCGAUUGGCAAAGGAAGCGUUAUCGAGCAACCAAUCGGGAGUCAUUCUCAAUUUUUACCACUAUUCAAAAGUUAAGUGGGGUCACUUCAGUCCGUUGGCGGCUUACCACGAGAAAUCAGAUCGGUUUCUGCUCUUGGAUACACGGGAUGAUCAUCCGUAUGUUUGGGUGACAGUCGCCGAUCUCUUCCCUUUGAUCAAUACACUGGACUCGAAAACGAAAAAGAGUCGAGGGUAUUUGAUUGUCACAAGUAAUCCGAACAAACUCAAAGACUCAUCUUAAUAAACGUUUUUUAUGAUGAUGAUAUCUGCAUGAGGAGCAUUAUGAUCCGAAAGGCACUUAAACGUAUUUCAUAUCAAUCACAUUUUUUAUUAUGUUAGUGGUCUUCACGACAAAAAAUAUUUCCUUUAUAUAUUAAUGCACAUUAUAUUAGUAAUUGUCUAGAGAUAUUUUACUAUCCAUUGAUUGUUUUAAUAUGGGCUAUUCCAUAAAAUAUUCAACAUUUUUGUACGUCCAACUCCAUUUUUCUCAAUUCUUCACUUCUCAAACUGACCAAGUCAUGGUCUUUUGAGAGCAUUACAGAGAACAAGAAAUCAGAAAAAGAAAAUAAUAAAGGUCCCACAUGUAUGGGGUCGGAUUCCAUAUUUUAUGGAAUUGCCCACAUGUAAACUGUGAUCACAUGCAAGACAAGAGUCGGAGAGGGUUAGAAAUGAGUCCCUGUUCAUCUUUGAUUUCGGAAGAUUGUUUGGAUGCAAUAACAAUAACAACAAACUAAAACAGAAAUUUUGUUUAUUAGUUACUAAUUUUCUGGGGUCCCUUUGGGCACAAUUUUGUGGGUGUACUUUUGUUUCCCUUGAAAACUUUGGAACAAGAUAGCUUGUGUGGAAACAGAAAAAUCAAAGAAACAUAUCUACGAAAGUUUGAGGAAAAUUGGACAAGUAAUGAGAGAGUUAUGACCAUUUGAAUAUUGCGAUCACUCAAGAGAUCUUCAAAUUGGGAAUGCGACAAAGAUGUGUGAUGUCACUUGUGAACAACU